This is a messenger RNA of Thrips palmi, 1129 nucleotides long. Its product is annotated as G patch domain-containing protein 11. The record is from RefSeq and is a predicted model, not a curated record. The coding region runs from base 151 to 1020 and encodes 289 amino acids. Gene Ontology annotation, molecular function: nucleic acid binding. Gene Ontology annotation, cellular component: kinetochore. NCBI's taxonomy places the organism in Eukaryota, Metazoa, Arthropoda, Insecta, Thysanoptera, Thripidae. The transcript has 5 exons.
GCCAUUCAUUCAAUUCAUUCAUUCAUUCAUUCAACUGAACACAAACAAAAACAGUGUGAACAUUCCUAAGUCACACUUCUGAGAAAUAUACUGAGUGUUUGGUUGUAAAAACGUACCAAACCUUUCAGUGGUCGGUUGUUACGUAAUAAAAUGUCUUCAGACGAGGAUGACUACAUGUCAGCUGCCUUCAUUGUUGACAGCCCAGCUCAAGAUGUACGACCCGGUCUCCUACACAACCGUAAUCAGCAACGCUCUCAUGAUAACUACAAGAAAAAGCAAGUUCAGGAUGCUGAGUCGAGAGAGAAACAGCAGCCAGUCAGAGUGAUCGAAGCACAGCGAAGAGAGCAAGGAUUACAAGAAGCCUUAGGAGCUAGCAAUAAAGGUUUUGCUUUGCUCCAGAAAAUGGGGUACACACCAGGCACAGCUAUUGGAAAGUCGGGCACAGGAAAUGUAGAUCCUAUUCCUUUGCAACUUAAAACUGAUCGGCAAGGACUUGGUCGAGCUGCUGCCAUUGAGGAACUUAAAGAGGCCAAACGCCUAUUCAGAGCCAAGAAACAGAAAUCAGCAAAAGGAGCAGAAGUCAGUAUAGAGCAGUUUCGCGCUCGGAUGAAGCAAAAAUCUGAUCAAAGAUUGGUGGAGAUCGAUCUUUUCAAAAGCCAGAAAUCUUGUCAUCAACUUGACACAAAUGAGGGUCUGAGUAAACCUGAUGAAUGUUGGUUUUGGCCAAAAAUUAAAACUUCUAAAAGGAAAAAGGUUGACUGUGAAGGGUCUGAGGAGGAGAAUUCUUCUGAACAAGGCACUUCACUACGAGGUGAUUCCAAAGAAGAGGAAGAGGAGGAACAGGACGAGGAUGGAGAAGAAGAGGAAGAGGAUGACGAGUUUGAGGCAUCUGAAAAGCUAGAAAUGCUCACAAAGUACUUAAGAAGAUCAUAUAAUUAUUGUGUAUGGUGCUGCUUGAAAUUUGAUGAUGAGAAAGACAUGCAAAAUGAGUGUCCAGGCCCAACACGGGAUGAUCAUUAGUAUUUUAAGUAUUAUCUUUCUCUCUAGAGAUAUUGUUCCAACAAUAUCAUCUUUCGUACCUGAAGUUAUUUAUUUGUCAGAAAUAAAAAAUAGAACCAGUUGGAGUUUC